GUGCUCGGACGAACACUCGAGGCGGCAGCUAGUUUCAGUUUGGUGCCCGCGCGAUCAGCAACCGCUGCAAGUCAUCAGGACGUUCGUCUAUAAUCUAUACAUAAUAUACGAAAAAUAUAUUAUUUUACAUAGAUUCAUAACCGUCAGUUCCCAUAUGACCUAAUCUAACAGAGUCCGAAACUCUUUUUUUUAAGUCUGUGAAUAAUAAAUCGUUUAACAAAUACGAAAUCGUCACUUUCGUCGAUCCCGCCAUUAUGAAGCGAUCCUACACCAUAAUCUUGAUGGCCUCGCUGUCCUUAAUAACAACCGAAGCCGCUCACAUGAUAUACGCACAAAACUGUGGUAAAGAAGAGUACAACCGGUGUAUCGCUCUGGCCGACCCGCUGGUGAAAGAUCCGCAUUUCAUCUACCCGGGAAAUCUAAAGGACAUCGAUAACAUAUGCCGCACUUGGACGCUGUUCGUUGAUUGUACAAAGCGGUACACCGAACAUUGUUUCGAGGAGAGCAAACGGAAAGUGUUUAACAAAGCCGUUGAAAACUCUAUCGAACUGGUCCAUCAAAUGUGCACGUCGCCUCAAUACCAGACAGAAUAUUUGAAACACGCUUCGUGUUUACGAACCACACUGUUUGACGACUCACGUUGUGGGAAACACUAUCGAUCUUUGGCCGGAUUCAUCUCGAACGAUACCAGUGGACCCAGUAUUUGUUGCACUCACCACAGAUUCCGGGAAUGUGUGCUCGACCAAACACGGAGGACAUGCAACCAAGACGACGAUUCGUUUACACAACAAUUGUUGGACAAAGCGUUUGGAUUUUUCCGCAACCAGUGUAUAGAUUACGUGCCCAAUCAAGACGAAUGUCCUGGAUAUGAAUAUUAUAAUGCGAUGACCACUAACCGAUGGCAAGACGAUAAGGGUAAAGGAUCUCCGAGUCCCAACCAGUGGCCAUCGACAAAACGACAGGACGAUUGGAGACCAGAGCAAAACACAGGAGGCUGGACCGGCGGACCAUCGACAGCGGCCGCGGGCAGCGAAAGGACGAGCCGCGGGCACACCGUGCAAGCCGCGUCGUUCAGCACGCCAACGUGGCAGGUGUCAGCCGCGGGUGUCGGCGGUGUUGUUGGAGGCGGUGGCGUCUCCCCGUCUGCUCAGCCACCGACCAAGAGACCGGACACCACCAGUUAUAUGAGCAACGUGAUCGACGAGCCCAACCAGCAGGGCCUGGCCCAGACUGGUGCCGGACCGGCGCCAAACGCACCGAGCGCCGCGACUAUCGCAGUCGCCCUGACGCUAUUGGCGGUCACAAAAAUUGCCACAUAAUAUCGGGAAAAAUAUUAUAACCAUUUAUACGAUAUUAUAAAAUAUUUUACCCUCGUUCGCAUAAUUGAUUAUAUUAAAAUUUGUUAUAUGAAUAUAAUAUUUUAUAUAUAAUAUACAGGGUGAUCCACCAAGCAUGCUCACUCCAUAUUUUGUUCAAUAAUGUAGUUAUCUGAAAUCUAAUUCUUAUCGAC
Molecule: messenger RNA, 1510 nt
Organism: Myzus persicae (green peach aphid)
Lineage: Eukaryota; Metazoa; Arthropoda; Insecta; Hemiptera; Aphididae
Exons: 8
Coding region: 255-1319 (354 amino acids)
Source: RefSeq, a predicted model, not a curated record